GGCAGCUGUAGGUUGACAUUGUGACCUAUAUGUUGCUAAUGAGCGUUUUGUUUUAAUGGGAUUGAUUGUCAUUUACGACAGUCCUCAUUCACAAAUUAGAAGAAAAUGGCUGUAAAAAUCACCGUUACGUCUAUUGCUGUGUUAAUUGUCUUGAAUUCCCAAGUGUUUUGUCAGGUUCUGAUUGGACCAACUGGUAUAGAAUAUGCCAAACCUGGAGAAGAUGCAACCUUUGACUGCUCUAUAGAUUGGCAGUCAGUUUCAAAAACUGUACAUUGGGUUAAAGUUGGUGAGACUGCUGUACUAGCUGAAAUCACAGACCAAGGUUCUACUAUUAACGUAGGUGAUCCAAACAAUCACGGUAUUGUGUACACAGCGCCAUACAGAUAUGACUUAGUUAUAUAUAACGUGGAAUUAGGAGACGAUGAUGGCCAGUAUGAUUGUUAUUUUAGUUUAGACGGCAAUGAAGAUGGGGAAGUAGGAACACUUACUGUACUUG
Messenger RNA from Saccoglossus kowalevskii, 496 nucleotides. RefSeq names its product kin of IRRE-like protein 3. The record is from RefSeq and is a predicted model, not a curated record. Gene Ontology annotation, biological process: homophilic cell-cell adhesion. Gene Ontology annotation, molecular function: cell adhesion molecule binding; calcium ion binding. Gene Ontology annotation, cellular component: plasma membrane; cell-cell junction. Lineage: Eukaryota; Metazoa; Hemichordata; Enteropneusta; Harrimaniidae.